Molecule: messenger RNA, 318 nt
Organism: Cadophora gregata
Lineage: Eukaryota; Fungi; Ascomycota; Leotiomycetes; Helotiales; Ploettnerulaceae
Exons: 1
Coding region: 1-318 (105 amino acids)
Source: RefSeq, a predicted model, not a curated record
AUGGUCAGUUCAUCAUUCUUGUGGUUCACUUCAGGGGUUUGCCAAUUCCUUCAAGUAGUGCCGUCAAACGCAAUACCCUACUCGAGCCAUGUCCUUCCGUACUUCCGUGACAUUGUAUGGCUGAACCUUUCACAGCGGUUCGUGAAGCCAUUAACAGCCAUGGCCCGAUCCGCAUCCUCUUCAGCUCCUUUCUCGUCAUCACAGCUCAGCAAAGUCUCGGCAGUAAAGGCUGAAACUCUCAGUGAAGGGCCAUUAUUCACAGCUUCGACGAAGACAUCGGCGCAAUAUCCAAUUCAGGAAGCUGGAGACUCGGAAUAG